Messenger RNA from Punica granatum (pomegranate), 1166 nucleotides. Lineage: Eukaryota; Viridiplantae; Streptophyta; Magnoliopsida; Myrtales; Lythraceae. The record is from RefSeq and is a predicted model, not a curated record.
UUCCAUUGAUGAAGUGAAACUUCCGAGCUCUUCGUCGAGCUCAAAACCCCCGCCUAAAACCCUAAACCAUGCAGGCUUUUCAACGGAUAACGAAAUCUGCCGCAGUGUCAUCAUCAGCCAGAGCUCAGCUAGUCGCCAUCUGCUGCUCUUCUGGUCGUGCCGUCUUCAGUUUCGCCGCCCGAUCGCUGUCCACCUCCAGGAACGGCGACGAUGAGUGGAACGAUGUCUGGGAGUCGGCGUGGCUGCCGGACGACCUGUCUCCGUCGAAGAGCAGGGCGCCGUGGGAGGCCGACGUGAACUUCCCAUCUCCGGAGACGCCUGCGGUGGUCCUGCCGUCGGAUGCCGACGCGGCGACCAAGGCGUUCGUGGAGGAGAUGAACGAGAACUGGGACGAGAGGAGGGGCUCGGGGAAGGACCGAAAGCGGCUGGAGAACCAGCAGCAGGAGAGUGGGGAUUCUUUGUACAGUAUGGAGAAUAUGAAGAAGGAUUACAGGCUGAGGAAGCAGAGGAUACACGCGGGGCUGUGGAUGAAGGAGAUUGAUAAGCAGGAGGAGGCCAAGUUUAAUGAUUCGGUUGCGGGUGACGAUAUCGAGAAAUUGCUCGAUAGCUGCUCUGAUAUCUUUGACUCUCCAAGCAAUGUGUUGGAAAACAUGGACAUGGCAAGCUCCACUGAGUUCAAGAACAAACCCGAUGGUUGGGAGACGACCUCCAAGUCUCAGGAUGGGAAUGUGUGGGAGAUGACGCAGAGGGAGGAAGACAUUCUGCUUCAAGAGUUUGAGCGCCGCAUUGCUUAUAGCAAAUUUCAGAUAGCUAGUUUUAUCAAAAGCCAUAUAUUCAGUCGGCGAAGGCCCAUUGAUGGGUGGAAAUAUAUGGUUGAGGUCAUAGGUCCCAAUGCCCAGAAAGGGAAGGGGAGCGCCCCGAGAGUUCCGAGCCUGGCGGAUCCAUCCACUCAGCCCUUCAAGGAGGAAAGAAUACCGAUAGCAAGCAGUACCCGAACUUCGUAUAAGGGAAGAUAGGUCCAUGCGUCGCUGCUGUAAAAAUCCAUAAAAAAAUAUCGUUCCUCUGAAAAAAAAUUGGGCAGUAAUAACCACCUGUGCUGUUUGUUCGAAAUGUUUCUUGUCGAUAGUUAAGUGAAAAGAAUGGCACUGGACUGCAACCCUCGAAAA